AUGCCGGCUAAACUCAAGGUUUUAAAAGGAUACAAGGAUUGUUCAGAGAUUUUGAAUGGAGACCCCAGUAAAAAAGGACAAGAUGGAGUUUACGUUAUUUUCGCUGACACUCUGAGAGAUGUCUUCUGUGACAUGACGACAGAUGGAGGAGGGUGGACGAUAUUUCAGAAAAGAGAAGAUGGCGACUUGGAUUUUUACAGGACAUGGAACGAGUACAAACAUGGAUUUGGUAAUGCCUCUAAAAACUACUGGUUAGGGAAUGACGCAAUCCACUUUUUAACCAAGGAUCGGAACCAAGAACUCCGAGUUGAUCUCCAGAGUUUUAGUGGAGAACAGGCUUAUGCUGUGUACACUACAUUUUACAUUGGAGAUGAAGACGAUAAAUAUACCCUGACAGUAUCUGGAUACAGCGGAACAGCGGGUGACAAUUUGGUAUGGUACAAUAGAAUGAAAUUUUCAACAAAAGAUCAGGACAAUGACAUGGAAAGUAAAGAUAACUGUGCUCUAUCCCGACACGGAGCCUGGUGGCACCACAUCUGUUACGAAUCAAACCUUAACGGACUGUACGGACAGUCUGGAGUGUCUGGUAAAAAUUACACGACAUGGCAUGAGUGGAAAAGAUAUGAAGCAUUAAAACAGACUGUGAUGAUGAUCAGAAACAAAGACUUGAGUCAAUUCUGA
Messenger RNA from Saccostrea cuccullata (small rock oyster), 681 nucleotides. RefSeq names its product ficolin-1-like. The record is from RefSeq and is a predicted model, not a curated record. The transcript has 6 exons. Lineage: Eukaryota; Metazoa; Mollusca; Bivalvia; Ostreida; Ostreidae. The coding region runs from base 1 to 681 and encodes 226 amino acids.